This is a messenger RNA of Schistocerca americana (American grasshopper), 8871 nucleotides long. RefSeq lists its product as uncharacterized. The transcript has 47 exons. NCBI's taxonomy places the organism in Eukaryota, Metazoa, Arthropoda, Insecta, Orthoptera, Acrididae. The record is from RefSeq and is a predicted model, not a curated record. The coding region runs from base 4 to 8871 and encodes 2955 amino acids.
GAAAUGCGUAAAUACGCACACGUCGAAGCCAGCCGCAUCACAUUGUGGUCCACAGCUGGCAAGAUGCGCUUCUUCCUGCUGUUCGCUGUUGUCAUUGGCUUCGCCUGCGGCGCAGCGGUGCCCAAGGCGCCCAAGCAUGAGACAGUCCAGCGAUUCCCGGCCCCACGAUCCAGCCGCAACCUCCAAGAUGACCUGAACGACUUCCUGGCCCUCAUCCCCGUCGACGAAAUCGUCAACAUCGUCCUCAACUACGUCGCCAACGAUGCUGAGGUGCAGGCCGCCCUCCAGUACCUCAUGUCUGACGAGUUCGAGAGCAUCGUCGUCUACGUCGACCAGCAGCCCGAGCUGUACGAUCUGCUCAACUUCCUCGAGUCCUCUGGCCUUGACCCCUACGGCUUCCUCAACACGAUCCACGACUUCCUGGGCAUUCCUCAGAUUACGAAACCCGCCAGCAGAAUGAGGAGGAGCAGCAGGAGCCUCAAGUCCAUGCUUGAUGAGAUCCUCGCCAUCCUCCCAGUCGACGAGCUGAAGGCUCUCUACAACGAUAAGCUGGAGACCAGCGCCGACUUUGCUGAACUCAUCAACAGGCUCAGCUCGGACGAGUUCCACCAACUGGUGUUGCGCGUUUUGGAGCUGGACGCUGUGCAGGAGUUGAUCCAGAUGCUGAGGGACGCCGGUAUCGAUGUGGACGCCAUCAUGGAUUUCAUCCGCAAUCUCUUCGGCUGGUCUGACUCCGGCUCCUUGAAACUGAAGAAAUUAGGAGAUGUGAAGAUGAUCCAGCGUUUCCCACCAAAAAAAUCCAGCCGCAACCUCCAAGAUGACCUGAAUGACUUCCUGGCCCUCAUCCCCGUCGACGAAAUCGUCAACAUCGUCCUCACCUACGUCGCCAACGACGCUGAGGUGCAGGCCGCCCUCCAGUACCUCAUGUCUGACGAGUUCGAGAGCAUCGUCGUCUACGUCGACCAGCAGCCCGAGCUCUACGAUCUGCUCAACUUCCUCGAGUCCUCAGGCCUUGACCCCUACGGCUUCCUCAACACGAUCCACGACUUCCUGGGCAUUCCUCAGAUUACGAAACCCGCCAGCCGAAUGAGGAGGAGCAGCAGGAGCCUCAAGUCCAUGCUCGAUGAGAUCCUCGCCAUCCUCCCAGUCGACGAGCUGAAGGCUCUCUACAACGAUAAGCUGGAGACCAGCGCCGACUUUGCUGAACUCAUCAACAGGCUCAGCUCGGACGAGUUCCACCAACUGGUGUUGCGCGUUUUGGAGCUGGAUGCUGUCCAGGAAUUGAUCCAGAUGCUCAGGGACGCCGGUAUCGAUGUGGACGCCAUCAUGGACUUCAUCCGCAAUCUCUUCGGCUGGUCUGACUCCGGCUCCUUGAAACUGAAGCCAUUCCAUGGUGCAAGGAUGAUCCAGCGUUUCCCAGCAAAAAAAUCCAGCCGCAACCUCCAAGAUGACCUGAACGACUUCCUGGCCCUCAUCCCCGUCGACGAAAUCGUCAACAUCGUCCUCAACUAUGUCGCCAACGAUGCUGAGGUGCAGGCCGCCCUCCAGUACCUCAUGUCUGACGAGUUCGAGAGCAUCGUCGUCUACGUCGACCAGCAGCCCGAGCUGUACGAUCUGCUCAACUUCCUCGAGUCCUCAGGCCUUGACCCCUACGGCUUCCUCAACACCAUCCACGACUUCCUGGGCAUUCCUCAGAUUACGAAACCCGCCAGCAGAAUGAGGAGGAGCAGCAGGAGCCUCAAGUCCAUGCUUGAUGAGAUCCUCGCCAUCCUCCCAGUCGACGAGCUGAAGGCUCUCUACAACGAUAAGCUGGAGACCAGCGCCGACUUUGCUGAACUCAUCAACAGGCUCAGCUCGGACGAGUUCCACCAACUGGUGUUGCGCGUUUUGGAGCUGGACGCUGUGCAGGAGUUGAUCCAGAUGCUGAGGGACGCCGGUAUCGAUGUCGACGCCAUCAUGGACUUCAUCCGCAAUCUCUUCGGCUGGUCUGACUCAAGCUCCUUGAAACUGAAGCCUAUCCGAGGUGCAAAGAUGAUCCAACGUUUCCCAGCAAAAAAAUCCAACCGCAACCUGCAAGAUGACCUGAACGACUUCCUGGCCCUCAUCCCUGUCGACGAAAUCGUCAACAUCGUCCUCAACUAUGUCGCCAACGACGCUGAGGUGCAGGCCGCCCUCCAGUACCUCAUGUCUGACGAGUUCGAGAGCAUCGUCGUCUACGUCGACCAGCAGCCCGAGCUGUACGAUCUGCUCAACUUCCUCGAGUCCUCAGGCCUUGACCCCUACGGCUUCCUCAACACGAUCCACGACUUCCUGGGCAUUCCUCAGAUUACGAAACCCGCCAGCAGAAUGAGGAGGAGCAGCAGGAGCCUCAAGUCCAUGCUCGAUGAGAUCCUCGCCAUCCUCCCAGUCGACGAGCUGAAGGCUCUCUACAACGAUAAGCUGGAGACCAGCGCCGACUUUGCUGAACUCAUCAACAGGCUCAGUUCCGACGAAUUCCACCAACUGGUGUUGCGCGUUCUGGAGCUGGACGCUGUGCAGGAGUUGAUCCAGAUGCUGAGGGACGCCGGUAUCGAUGUCGACGCCAUCAUGGACUUCAUCCGCAAUCUCUUCGUCGGCGGCAUCGCACUGCAGUCUCCAGUUGGAAAGAUGCGCUCCUUCCUGCUGUUCGCUGCCGUUGUGGGGCUCGCCUGCGGCGCUGCGGUGCCCAAAGGCCUACAUCAAGAGAAACACCACCGUUUCUCUGCAUCACGAUCCAGCCGCAACCUCCAAGAUGACCUGAACGACUUCCUGGCCCUCAUCCCCGUCGACGAAAUCGUCAACAUCGUCCUCACCUACGUCGCCAACGACGCUGAGGUGCAGGCCGCCCUCCAGUACCUCAUGUCUGACGAGUUCGAGAGCAUCGUCGUCUACAUUGACCAGCAGCCCGAGCUCUACGAUUUGCUGAACUUCCUCGAGGACUCGGGCCUUGACCCCUACAGCUUCCUCAACAUGAUCCACGACUUCCUGGGCAUUCCUCAGAUUACGAAACCCGCCAGCAGAAUGAGGAGGAACAGCAGGAGCCUCAAGUCCAUGCUCGAUGAGAUCCUCGCCAUCCUCCCAGUCGACGAGCUGAAGGCUCUCUACAACGAGAAGCUGGAGACCAGCGCCGACUUUGCUGAACUCAUCAACAGGCUCAGCUCGGACGAGUUCCACCAACUGGUGCUGCGCGUGGGAGAGCUGGAGGCCGUGCAGAACAUGAUCCAGAUGCUCAGGGACGCCGGUAUCGACGUGGACGCCAUCGCCGACUUCUUCAGGAGGAUCUUCGGCUGGGCCUCAAAAGAAACAGCCUCCACCACAUUCAAGAUGAUCCAGCGGUUCCCAGCGAAAAAAUCCAGCCGCAACCUCCAAGAUGACCUGAACGACUUCCUGGCCCUCAUCCCCGUCGACGAAAUCGUCAACAUUGUCCUCAACUACGUCGCCAACGAUGCUGAGGUGCAGGCCGCCCUCCAGUACCUCAUGUCUGACGAGUUCGAGAGCAUCGUCGUCUACGUCGACCAGCAGCCCGAGCUGUACGAUUUGCUGAACUUCCUCGAGGACUCGGGCCUUGACCCCUACAGCUUCCUCAACAUGAUCCACGACUUCCUGGGCAUUCCUCAGAUUACGAAACCCGCCAGCAGAAUGAGGAGGAGCAGCAGGAGCCUCAAGUCCAUGCUUGAUGAGAUCCUCGCCAUCCUCCCAGUCGACGAGCUGAAGGCUCUCUACAACGAGAAGCUGGAGACCAGCCCCGACUUUGCUGAACUCAUCAACAGGCUCAGCUCGGACGAGUUCCAUCAACUGGUGCUGCGCGUGGGAGAGCUGGAGGCCGUGCAGAACAUGAUCCAGAUGCUCAGGGAUGCCGGUAUCGACGUGGACGCCAUCGCCGACUUCUUCAGGGGGAUCUUCGGCUGGGCCUCAAAAGAAACACCCUUCACCGCAUUCAAGAUGAUCCAGCGGUUCCCAGCGAAAAAAUCCAGCCGCAACCUCCAAGAUGACCUGAACGACUUCCUAGCCCUCAUCCCCGUCGACGAAAUCGUCAACAUCGUCCUCACCUAUGUCGCCAACGACGCUGAGGUGCAGGCCGCCCUCCAGUACCUCAUGUCUGAUGAGUUCGAGAGCAUCGUCGUCUACAUUGACCAGCAGGCCGAGCUGUACGAUUUGCUCAACUUCCUCGAGGACUCUGGCCUUGACCCCUAUGGAUUCCUCAACAUGAUCCACGACUUCCUGGGCAUUCCUCAGAUUACGAAACCCGCCAGCCGAAUUAGGAGGAGCAGCAGGAGCCUCAAGUCCAUGCUCGAUGAGAUCCUCGCCAUCCUCCCAGUCGACGAGCUGAAGGCCCUCUACAACGAGAAGCUGGAGACCAGCCCCGACUUUGCUGAACUCAUCAACAGGCUCAGCUCGGACGAGUUCCAUCAACUGGUGUUGCGCGUGGGAGAGCUGGAGGCCGUGCAGAACAUGAUCCAGAUGUUGAGGGACGCCGGUAUCGACGUGGACGCCAUCGCCGACUUCUUCAGGAAGAUCUUCGAUUCUGCGAGUAAAAGGUGCCACCCUAGAAGCAGCGGUAUCGCAGUGCGGUCUACAGUUGGAAAGAUGCGCUUCUUCCUGCUGUUCGCUGCUGUCGUCGGCCUCGCCUGCGGCGCUGCGGUCCACAGGGGCCCAAAAUCUGAAAAAUUUCAACGCUUCCCUACGUCGAAAUCAAGCAGAAACCUUCAAGAUGACCUGAACGACUUCCUGGCCCUCAUCCCCGUCGACGAAAUCGUCAACAUCGUCCUCAACUACGUCGCCAACGAUGCUGAGGUGCAGGCCGCCCUCCAGUACCUCAUGUCUGACGAGUUCGAGAGCAUCGUCGUCUACGUCGACCAGCAGCCCGAGCUGUACGAUCUGCUCAACUUCCUCGAGUCCUCUGGCCUUGACCCCUACGGCUUCCUCAACACGAUCCACGACUUCCUGGGCAUUCCUCAGAUUACGAAACCCGCCAGCCGAAUGAGGAGGAGCAGCAGGAGCCUCAAGUCCAUGCUCGAUGAGAUCCUCGCCAUCCUCCCAGUCGACGAACUGAAGGCUCUCUACAACGAUAAGCUGGAGACCAGCGCCGACUUUGCUGAACUCAUCAACAGGCUCAGCUCGGACGAGUUCCACCAACUGGUGUUGCGCGUUUUGGAGCUGGAUGCUGUCCAGGAAUUGAUCCAGAUGCUCAGGGACGCCGGUAUCGAUGUGGACGCCAUCAUGGACUUCAUCCGCAAUCUCUUCGGCUGGGCUGAUUCCGGCUCCUUGAAACUGAAGCCAUUCCAUGGUGCAAGGAUGAUCCAGCGUUUCCCAGCGAAAAAAUCCAGCCGCAACCUCCAGGAUGACCUGAACGACUUCCUGGCCCUCAUCCCUGUCGACCAAAUCGUCAACAUCGUCCUCAACUAUGUCGCCAACGAUGCUGAGGUGCAGGCCGCCCUCCAGUACCUCAUGUCUGACGAGUUCGAGAGCAUCGUCGUCUACGUCGACCAGCAGCCCGAGCUGUACGAUCUGCUCAACUUCCUGGAGUCCUCAGGCCUUGACCCCUACGGCUUCCUCAACACGAUCCACGACUUCCUGGGCAUUCCUCAGAUUACGAAACCCGCCAGCCGAAUGAGGAGGAGCAGCAGGAGCCUCAAGUCCAUGCUUGAUGAGAUCCUCGCCAUCCUCCCAGUCGACGAGCUGAAGGCUCUCUACAACGAUAAGCUGGAGACCAGCGCCGACUUUGCUGAACUCAUCAACAGGCUCAGCUCGGACGAGUUCCACCAACUGGUGUUGCGCGUUUUGGAGCUGGACGCUGUGCAGGAGUUGAUCCAGAUGCUGAGGGACGCCGGUAUCGAUGUCGACGCCAUCAUGGAUUUCAUCAGGAAUCUCUUCGGCUGGGCUGAUUCCAGCUCCUUGAAACUGAGACCUUACGUCAUAGUCAAGAAGAUCCAGCGCUUCCCAGCAAAAAAAUCCAGCCGCAACCUUCAGGAUGACCUGAACGACUUCCUGGCCCUCAUCCCCGUCGACCAAAUCGUCAACAUCGUCCUCAACUAUGUCGCCAACGAUGCUGAGGUGCAGGCCGCCCUCCAGUACCUCAUGUCUGAUGAGUUCGAGAGCAUCGUCGCCUACGUCGACCAGCAGCCCGAGCUGUACGAUCUGCUCAACUUCCUCGAGUCCUCAGGCCUUGACCCCUACGGCUUCCUCAACACGAUCCACGACUUCCUGGGCAUUCCUCAGAUUACGAAACCCGCCAGCAGAAUGAGGAGGAGCAGCAGGAGCCUCAAGUCCAUGCUUGAUGAGAUCCUCGCCAUCCUCCCAGUCGACGAGCUGAAGGCUCUCUACAACGAGAAGCUGGAGACCAGCGCCGACUUUGCUGAACUCAUCAACAGGCUCAGCUCGGACGAGUUCCACCAACUGGUGCUGCGCGUUCUGGAACUGGACGCUGUGCAGGAGUUGAUCCAGAUGCUGAGGGACGCUGGCAUCGAUGUGGACGCUAUCAUGGAUUUCAUCAGGAAUCUCUUCGGCUGGGCUGAUUCCAGUUCCUUGAAGCUGAGGCCUAUCAUCGCAGUCAAGAAGAUCCAGCGCUUUCCCGCAAAAAAAUCCAGUCGCAACCUGCAGGAUGACCUGAACGACUUCCUGGCCCUCAUCCCCGUCGACGAAAUCGUCAACAUCGUCCUCAACUAUGUCGCCAACGAUGCUGAGGUGCAGGCCGCCCUCCAGUACCUCAUGUCUGACGAGUUCGAGAGCAUCGUCGUCUACGUCGACCAGCAGCCCGAGCUGUACGAUCUGCUCAACUUCCUGGAGUCCUCUGGCCUUGACCCCUACGGCUUCCUCAACACGAUCCACGACUUCCUGGGCAUUCCUCAGAUUACGAAACCCGCCAGCCGAAUGAGGAGGAGCAGCAGGAGCCUCAAGUCCAUGCUCGAUGAGAUCCUCGCCAUCCUCCCAGUCGACGAGCUGAAGGCUCUCUACAACGAUAAGCUGGAGACCAGCGCCGACUUUGCUGAACUCAUCAACAGGCUCAGCUCGGACGAGUUCCACCAACUGGUGCUGCGUGUUCUGGAGCUGGAUGCUGUGCAGGACUUGAUCCAGAAGCUGAGGGACGCCGGUAUCGAUGUGGAUGCCAUCAUGGACUUCUUCAGGAAGAUCUUCGCAGCGACCAAGUCUGCACCGCAGCCGUGUGAGGAAGGAGAGCAUCAGCAAAUCGAUUCGAGCUCAGACACGGCGAAGCGGGAAGUGCCCACUGUUUGUCGUGAUCCACAUGAAACGGACGCGCGCUCCCGCAAGCAGAGGUCACCCAAUCGACGAAUGAAGAGGAGGCUGUCUACAGGAAAUGAUUCUCGAGAUGGUGACAAGUUGCACGAGGAUGAGGAAAAUCCGUCUGCGGCCAGCGCUGUUGACCUCACACCAAAGGUUCCUGGUUUGCUGCUGGCAACGUCCGCCCAAGGACAAAGCCAAGUUGACGAUGCUCAGGUCACCUUCGAGCCCCCUGGCGAUUCUGCGGCUAAGACACCGGAAGAACACCAUGCGUCGCCUAACAUACCACAGCUCCAGCUUGGUGGUUGGCUGUCCGAGAUGGAGAUGGAAAGAAUGAUAUCAGGACCAAAAUCUGAAAAAUUUCAACGCUUCCCUACGUCGAAAUCAAGCAGAAACCUUCAAGAUGACCUGAACGACUUCCUGGCCCUCAUCCCCGUCGACGAAAUCGUCAACAUCGUCCUCAACUACGUCGCAAACGAUGCUGAGGUGCAGGCCGCCCUCCAGUACCUCAUGUCUGACGAGUUCGAGAGCAUCGUCGUCUACGUCGACCAGCAGCCCGAGCUGUACGAUCUGCUCAACUUCCUCGAGUCCUCAGGCCUUGACCCCUACGGAUUCCUCAACAUGAUCCACGACUUCCUGGGCAUUCCUCAGAUCUCAAGACCCGCCAGCAGAAUGAGGAGGAGCAGCAGGAGCCUCAAGUCCAUGCUCGAUGAGAUCCUCGCCAUCCUCCCAGUCGACGAGCUGAAGGCUCUCUACAAUGAUAAGCUGGAGACCAGCGCCGACUUUGCUGAACUCAUCAACAGGCUCAGCUCGGACGAGUUCCACCAACUGGUUCUGCGUGUUUUGGAGCUGGAUGCUAUGCAGAACUUGAUCCAGAUGCUGAGGGACGCCGGUAUCGAUGUGGAUGCCAUCAUGGAUUUCUUCAGAAAUCUCUUCGGUUGGGCUGAUUCCGGCUCUUUGAAACUGAGACCUUACGUCAUAGUCAAGAAGAUCCAGCGCUUCCCUGCAAAAAAAUCCAGCCGCAACCUCCAGGAUGACCUGAACGACUUCCUGGCCCUCAUCCCUGUCGACGAAAUCGUCAACAUCGUCCUCAACUAUGUCGCCAACGAUGCUGAGGUGCAGGCCGCCCUCCAGUACCUUAUGUCGGACGAGUUCGAGAGCAUCGUCGUCUACGUCGACCAGCAGCCCGAGCUGUACGAUCUGCUCAACUUCCUCCAGUCCUCAGGCCUUGACCCCUACGGCUUCCUCAACACCAUCCACGACUUCCUGGGCAUUCCUCAGAUUACGAAACCCGCCAGCCGAUUGAGGAGGAGCAGCAGGAGCCUCAAGUCCAUGCUCGAUGAGAUCCUCGCCAUCCUCCCAGUUGACGAGCUGAAGGCUCUCUACAACGAGAAGCUGGAGACCAGCGCCGACUUUGCUGAACUCAACAACAGGCUCAGUUCCGACGAGUUCCACCAACUGGUUCUGCAUGUUUUGGAGCUGGAUGCUAUGCAGAACUUGAUCCAGAUGCUGAGGGACGCCGGUAUCGAUGUGGAUGCCAUCAUGGACUUCUUCAGGAAUCUCUUUGGUUGGGCUGAUUCUGGCUCUUUGAAACUGAGUAAGAACUUUUUUUAA